UGAAAUUGUAUUCGGUUUGGAGGAUCCGGCGGGAGAGGAGCUCCGGUUUCGCGCUUUACUGAUCUAUUAUUUAAAGUUCUCGGGUAGAUAUCGCGCGAAUUAGUCGCUGUCGGGUUAACUGCUGUUUUUAGCCGCUGCUGGAGACGGUUUCUGCUGUUUUGAUGAGUUUUAACACCGAAUAAAAGAAGCGGACAAAAGAUGAGCCUGCUUUCCGCCGAACGGCCCGUGGAUCUCCCUGUAGAGAGCCCCAAGGCUGACAGUGACUCAGACAGUGGAGUAGGUUCACCAAUGGAGGAUGCUGUGACUGAAAAGAACACUGCCACUGAGGCCCAAGGAGAUUCUGAUGAAGACAUUGCUGUCAACCGGAAGGCUCGUUCUCGAAAGGUCCUUGAAGACAGUGACAGUGAAAAGGAGGAGGAGGUGACAGGGAUGGCAGAAGCUCUCGUUCUUUCAGAAUCUGGUGAGGAGGAGACCACAGAGGGUGAUCGAGUCAAAAAAAGCCGGGGGAAAAGGAUAUCCCGUAUUUCCAUGGACAGUGAUGAGAGCGAGCCAGAGAAAGAUGAACCUAAGGAAGAGAAGAAAAAGAGGGGGAAGUCACAGAGACGCAAGGAAAAGGAGAAAAACAGAGGUUCUCUAGUGAAGCGUUUGAAAGAGAAGUCGGGCGCUGUUGAAGCGACCUCUUCGGGCAAGGCUCUCAAUGAUAGCGGCUGCCUACUUGGUGAUAAUGAUCUAUUUGAUGCUCAGCUGGAAGAUGACACAGCUGAUGGGGAGAUGGAGGAAGCAGAGUCUCUAGAUGCAAUUAGAGAUGCUGUGAAGCAGAAGGCCAGGCACAAGCUCCAUUCUCAUGACAUGGAAGAUGAUGAAGUCAAUGAAGAAGACUGCUCGACGCGUAAGGAGAGAAAAGCAGCAAGAGCAAGUAAGGAGGCCAUGAAACAGCUCCACAGUGACAGCCAGCGGCUUGUGAGAGAAUCUACUAUAGGGCUACCAUACCACAUGCCGGAGCCAAAGGGCAUUGACCAUUUCUUUAAGAGGAGAAAUCGUCCUGAGGGCCCUGCUAUGGUUUUGUUAAAGUCUGCAAAAUACCAGACCUGUCUCUCUGAAGCACCUGCCUCUACCACCCAGAGCCAAGUAAAACCAUCUGAGCAGAACUCAAGCCCUCAGGCUGGCGCAUGCCCGGACACACAAGACCCAGACGGCUGCACCCAGAAGGAGGGUACGACAAAUAAUGAGGAAAGUCAAGCUGCUGAUGGAAUUGCUGAGAACCAGUCAGGCACUAAAGCAAAUGCCGAGCUCCAAAGCAUGGAGGUUACAGAGGAAGAGGGUGCUCAUCCUACUGUAGAGGUGCCUGAGGGGGCUGGAUUAAACAAACAGGGCCAUGAGAAGCCACAGGUUCCAGUUCAACAGGCUGAGCCUGAGACAGGAAAUUUGGAGCAAGCUGGCUCUACCUUUGCUCAGCCAGGUUCAGUAGUACCCAAAACCAAGAAGGAUAAACUGACUAGACUGCGUGAGCUGGGUUUGGAGCCUCCUCCAGUUGCAAAGCUAUGUGCCGAUGAUGGUGCUUUCAUCCAGCUGGAACCUGCGCAGGCAAACCCAGCUUUGGAGGCUCUUAAGGAGCGUUUUCUGCGACAUAUCCAGCCAGCUCCACGUCCUGCAAAAGAGCGCUCAAUAAAUAUAAACGUGGUGAGAAAGGACAGUACCUCAUCUGGCCAGGAGGAGCUACAUUCUGAGUCAAUCACUGUAACAGUGAAUGAAGGGAAAGAGGAGCCUAUACACGCUAAACCAGGAGAGAAGCUGGUUCAGCUAAAGUGUCAACUGCAGAAAGCCAUGGCUGUACGGCGUCAGGAGGAAAGAGAACGCCGGGCUGCCCUCCAUCGCCUGGACAAUGAAGACUGUGAGGAUGAGGAAGAAGCCGAGAUGACCGAUUCUGAAGAUGAAGAGGGUGUUGAUGAGUUGCUGGGUGGUGGUGAUGGUGAUGAUGAAGAAGAAGCUGGAGAUGAAGAGGAAGGUGAUGGAGAGGAGGAGGUGGUGGAUGAAACUGAGAAAGAUCUUGGAAGAUCACUGGAAAGAAGUCCUUCACCUUGUUUUAAAAGCCCAUCUCCGACCCCAUACGCUGAUGGCACUUUAAUGUUGUUUGCUGGAAGCUCUUGCUCCCGAACUGGGGAUGGUGUUAGGCAGUCCCUGCCAGCUGGUCAAGAAAGUGACUGCAAAAUGGAAGAUGAGGAUGCCCUCUCCCUGACGAAAGAGAGCAGCCACAACAGCAGCUUUGAACUGAUUGGCUCCAUGAUCCCAUCAUACCAGCCAGUCAAUCGUGCAGCAGGCAGAGGUUUGUCAGCAGGUGCAUUUCGUUCACCCUCUCCCUGCUUCUUCAGACCCAGCUUCCUAGGCUCGGCAUCCAAGAGCUCUGGUAAGCUGUCUGAGCCCUCUCUCUCCCUUCCUGUGGAGGAUUCCCAAGACCUGUAUGCUGUCAACUCCCCAGGUGAGGCUGGCCCUGUAGCUGACUCCCAAGGCCCCUUCUCCCUCGAGGAGGACACGCACUCCCAGCUGCUGGAUGCAGAUGGAUUCCUAAACGUGGGACCGCGUGGCGGCCAGAGCCGUUCUCAUAAAAGGCAGCUGCUGUUGGAUAACCUGGAUGAGAAUGCCAUGGAUGCCAACAUGGGUGAACUGCUAGGCUUUUGCUCAGGUGGGUUUGGAUCAGGGCAGAGCCAGCCUGGGGCCAGCCAGUCUGUGGCAGAAGAUGAGCUGCUGGGCCUGUGCUCUGGGGCUUUCACCACCCAGCCCGGAGAGGCUGCUGACAGACCCAAAGAAGAGAGUAGUGUCCUGGAGGCAGACGCCAGCAAUGGAGCAAGCCGUGAAGGCUCAGAUGGAGACGUGGAUCAGCUGCUUGCUCUUUGUUCGGGCAAGUUUACAGGCAGCCCAGCUGCUUCUCCUGGAAAGUCAGUCCCAAGUCCUGUUCUUGAAGACACAUCAGACAGCAUCAAGAAAAAGGAUGAAGAGGUGGAGGAGGAGGGAGAAGAAGAAGAGGAGAGCAAUUGUGAGUUUCAUCUCAUGUCAGAUGUGGACAGCCUCAGUGAGAAGGAGGAGGCUGAGGCGGAUUCAGACAUUGAAGGAGGAGAGGAUGAUGGCGAGGUAGGGGACGAAGAAAGGGAGGCAGUCUUCGGUCAUCGUCCUGGAAAAAGGAAGAUGCGAAUGGCUGAGUUUGUGGAUUCAGAGGCUGAGCUGUCAGGCAGUGACUUGGGCAGUGAAGAUGAAGAUGAUGAAGGAGGUGAUGAAUAUGAAGAGGAGGAGCUGCAGGAGGAACUUCCAUCAGAUGAGGAAUUGAUGGACCAGGUCAACAAAAUCCACAUGAAGCAGAUCAUGGAUGAUGACAAACGAAAGUUACGCUUAUAUCAGGAGCGAUAUCUGGCUGAUGGAGACCUACACUCUGAGGGACCUGGCCGAGAGCGUCGCUUCCGGUGGAAAAAUAUUGAUGAUGGCAUUGAGUUUGGGGUCGGUCCUCGUGAAGAGGAGGAAGAAGAAGACGAAGAACUGGAUCCGAGUGAGCUGCAGAGGCGUAAGGAGCGUCUGGAGAAAGAGCAGUGGCUGCGAGAGCAGUCUGAGUCUCAGACGAAGAAAAGAGAAUCUGUUGAAGACGACGAUGAUGAUGAGGAGGAAGAGAAAAUAGGAGAGGAGGACAGUCAGUUCAUGAAGCUGGCCAAGAAGCUUACUGCAAAGACACUCCGCCAGAGAGGGCCCCCCUCAGCACCCCUGCAGGAGAAGGCAGCCCAAAACAUCAACCCUUUUCAGAAGCCCACUCAGCCUAUGAUGAAGAGAGGGUCUUUGCUUGGUCAGCCUCGGGCAAUGCUGCAGAAGUUGGCCAACAUUUCAGACAGCAACCCUCUGGCACCACGUAACACACGAGGAUUCCUCUUCCAGACACUGUCUCCAGAAAAAGACUCUUCUGCGUCUGCUCGCCCCAAGACUCAGGUGAAGAAAAGAAGUCAGACGGAAUCUAUUACCCCUCUUGCGAAGCGACCGUGCCGAGAAAACUCUAUAAAGACCCCCGGACCUCCAAGAAGUGUGUUCAGUUUUCUGGAGAACUGAAGCUGCUUUCAAUCUUCUUGUUAUUACUGACCUCUAAUGAGCCUACUCUUAAUUACGUCAUGUCUCGUGGGGACUUGAGCCAUUUAAGUUUGGUCCAGUCUUCAUGAUUAUUACUUGAGUUUUUGAAAUAGGUUGUUUUUAUACAUUUUAUCAUGUAAAUAUUUUGAAUGUUUAAAUUGAUGUAUUUUAUUUGUUGUAAAAUUGUAAAUUAAAGUGUAUUCUUUAUGCUUUUGA
Molecule: messenger RNA, 4314 nt
Organism: Astyanax mexicanus (Mexican tetra)
Lineage: Eukaryota; Metazoa; Chordata; Actinopteri; Characiformes; Acestrorhamphidae
Product: claspin
Exons: 24
Coding region: 199-4080 (1293 amino acids)
Biological process (GO): mitotic G2 DNA damage checkpoint signaling; mitotic DNA replication checkpoint signaling; activation of protein kinase activity
Molecular function (GO): anaphase-promoting complex binding
Source: RefSeq, a predicted model, not a curated record